Dreissena polymorpha is the source of this 3574-nucleotide messenger RNA. Its product is annotated as alpha-tocopherol transfer protein-like. Gene Ontology annotation, molecular function: phosphatidylinositol bisphosphate binding. Lineage: Eukaryota; Metazoa; Mollusca; Bivalvia; Myida; Dreissenidae. The coding region runs from base 2104 to 2769 and encodes 221 amino acids. The transcript has 7 exons. The record is from RefSeq and is a predicted model, not a curated record. Gene Ontology annotation, cellular component: membrane.
CAAGUAAUAAUAAACCACAUAAAAGUGUUCGUAAAUACAAUUUUUAUUUCAUGUGCGUACUCACAUGGCUAGUCCUUCUUGUUGACGCUCUCAAAUAUUAAGCAACUUUUUAUAUUGGUAAUAUACAAGACUGAACAUUUGAAUAUAGUGACAUAACAGCUAUAAACAUUUAUUAUUUUCUUUCUACACAUUCAAACAAAGAUUUAUAAAUAAACAUUAUUGUGAAUUGAUAGAUCGUUGAUUCAUAGAACACUGCUACACACGUGGCAUGAAGACAUUGGUCUUAUGACAUAUGCGGCCAGUGUAGCUCAAGCCCAGCCUUCGCACUUGCGCAGUCUGGUUAGGGGCUACGGUUUCCUCUAUAAAAACACGCAAUGUUUCAAUGUAUCUCUUGAGUAUGCUCAUCAGUAUGCAUACCCUGACAAGACUGCGCGGAUGCGCAGGCUGGACAGGAGCUACGUUGGCAGCAUAGAGCAUAUGUCCCAUGUUUGCAUGACGCGGGUCUUCAUCAAUCUAAUUGCGCCUUGUAAAUGAAACAUCAAACCAGGAUACUUUCCGCUAGAAAAUUGAAGUUAAACUGUGUUAUUUAUAGCAAACUGGUAGGUGUCAGAAGCUUAUUCUGGCUUUCAGGAAAGAUUUUCAGACAAAAUUACCGCGUACGUCACACAUGUGUGGCUAGAUAAAUAAGCGAUUUCCCUUCUAUCAUGGACACUAUACUAUGUCGGUAAUUUUGCCUCACAAUUCAAGACAAAUGGCAUUUACCGAUAGGUUUUCAUUCAUGUCUUUCCCAAAAGUUCGUUUGAUAUAUUGAAAGCAAUAUUGUGUUAUCAACGUAAGGCGUUAAUUAUAGUACAUUCCUCCUUCCCCUGACGAUUUACUGACCCAGCACUGACCUUGAAAGUCUUUGGCAUUCAAUUUACCGGUAAUGCGUGAUUGUAACUUGGCAAAAAUGAACUUGCGGAGACCAGUCCGCAUUUCCCUACACUGAUUAGUGCUACAUCCUAUUCUACAACGACUCGGCGAUGUUGCCCGUUUUCCGGGCGAUAAUGCUCAAAUCAGCCAAUGGAAUGAAUUAAGUUUAUUCGUUCAGGUCUGCUGGCGUUAUGUAAAGGUCAUUUAAGGUGCAAAGCUGAGUUAAACAGCUAUGCCGAAACCAGAAUGAUACAAGGUGAGAAAGUGUGUGCAACCUUAUGAUAGGAAUUCCCACUAUUGUACCAAGUAAGUACGUAUUUCGCUGUGAUUUAAACAUCAGAAACAUACGGUAUUUUGAAGAAAUAAUAUUAUUCCAGCCAUAUUAUUUUAAGAAAAAAACAACCCGUUGAAUGCAAUCAAAAAAGCUGUUUCUUUUUAGCCUACGAAUUUUAUUUCCGACUCAUCUCCCUUACGAAAAUGCUGUUUUGAAUGGUAUAUGUUCUUAAUGUUCGUUGUUUAUUGUUGCUAUACACACACACGUGAAUAUCAAUUCAAAGAAGUAUAUUUCAUGACAGAACUGUUGUAAACCUCGUUGCAAUAUUUGUUUAUUUUUACAAUUAUAAAAGUGAUAUUUUUCUGAAAAUGUUAUAAUGUAACAAACUGAUCGAAAACUCAACCUAGAGAAAUACAAUAAGUUAAUAACAGUAUGGCUCGAUCUGAUUAGAUGAAACAAUCAGCUGUUGCAUAUAAUUUAUGAAUUAGAAUUCCAAACCGUCAAAAGGGAUAUUGGACCAAGUUCACUGUUUCAUGUUUUCAAUGUUAUACAUUUCUUCUAAACACAAAGGACUAACUUGUUUUACUCGGUACUAGCUUAAAUAUGCUUCAUGUUUAGGUGGCACACAAUUCGUCAGCGUAUUGGAUGCUGCCAGUAAAAAGAAGGCACGAGAUGAGCUAAAUGAGAGGAACGAGAAAGACACGAUACUGGCGGUACAGUCCCUAAGAGAAUGGGCGUUACAGCAAGAUUGGCUGAAAUCUCCAACAGACUACGCAUUUCUGUUGCGGUUUUUGAGAUUUCGGAAAUUCAGCCAACUAGAUGCGCGGAAGGCACUCGAGAAGUUUUGGACUGUGCGAACCGGAAGGCCAGACUGGUUCACAAACGAGGAUCCGUUUGAUCCUGUUCUUCUGAAAUUAAUGAGAAUGGGCGCAUUUUACGCCAGCCCCAAGCGCGACAAGCACGGGAGAAUUGUUAUGUUUGGCGGGUUCGAAAAACUGGAUACCGAAUUUUUCAAAUCUGUUGGCGUUUCCAAGAUGUACCAUAUGAGCGCACUGCUCUGUGAUUGGUUGACAUUCAACGAGCACGCGCAGGUCAACGGUGUCGUUUUUGUGAGCAAUUACGCUGGGAUCACUUGGAGCAUGAUUACGACCUUAUACAAUCCUGAAUUCGAAAAGGAAUUCACGAGUUAUUUUCAGAAAAGUCUGCCAAUACGCGUUAAGUCUUUGGACAUAUUCAACGAGCCGCCUUUCUUUGACGCCAUCUGGGCAAUGGUUUCUAUCAUCCUGUCGAAGAAAUUGAAGAGCAGGUUUCAUCUACACGGGAAAAGCUUGGUGAAGAUAUACAACGAAAUAGGUUACGAAUGCAUCCCAGACGAGUACCUACCCGACGAUUAUGAAGGCCCCAGGGCCGGGACUAUUGCGCAGGUGGUUGAAAAGAUGAUAGAAGACAUGCGUCGCCCUGAAUUCCUGACAUACAUACGGGACCUUUCCAGCGGAAAAUAUGGCGUCGAUAAAUCCCGCAUACCCGCGAAAACUAGUGACGAAUCUCCCGCGGCCUCGUACAGAAAAAUAAACACAGACUAAUGUAUUCAGAAACUACAUGUGUCCGAUGUAUUAGACAUGCGGUAUUUAGGUGCGGCGAAAUAAAAUUGAACAGUCUUAUUUCAGACUAAUAAAUCAAUAAUGAGACGCCCUUUACAUUUAUUAUUAUAAAAUAUUUGUGUGUACAUGUUGUACAUUGUUUGAAAUUAGUACGUAUAUUUGAAACAAACUCGAACACAUUCAAAAUCAUCACUUUCUCGAAUUCUGCCCAGUCCUUUAAAGUUUCGUGUGUUUGUUGAGUUGUUGUUUUCGCCGUUUUCAACAGUUUUUAGUUUUUACACGUCGGAAAGAUUGGUCAAAACAAAUAUUUCAUGAUCAGUCUCCCAACAAGUUUUGUGGCCGGAGAUUGAUCGAAGCUGCUCUCCUCGGAUUUGUAUUCAAGCGCUCUACCAAUAGAGCUAGCAUGGCAUAUGAUUAUUUAAUAAAACUGUAUGUUUUUUGUGUGAUUUAAGAGUGUUGAAUAUUAAUUCGGAUGUAGAAUGUAUCUGUUUGAAUUUAUGGAAGAGAAAUGGCUGCGACAUUUUUGCAGCGGACAGAACAUUUCGAGGGCUGAACGGAAACCUGUCGUACUUCAUUCUUUAUUUAAUAUGAAUUACAACAGUCUUCCGUUCACCACUCGAUUUAUUGGUGCUUACAAUUGAAAAAGUGCAUGUUAUUUCAAAACAUACCGUUUCUGUAAAUUGUCCCUUCAUGUGAUACGAUAUUUUCUGUCGUUUUGCAUUGUUCUCAUUACUGAAUCUCCUCGUGUUUUAUCUUUUAUUUUUUAAAUAAAAUUACAGUUUAUGAA